Messenger RNA from Lotus japonicus, 1481 nucleotides. RefSeq names its product 3-oxoacyl-[acyl-carrier-protein] reductase 4. The coding region runs from base 213 to 1178 and encodes 321 amino acids. The record is from RefSeq and is a predicted model, not a curated record. Gene Ontology annotation, molecular function: NAD binding; 3-oxoacyl-[acyl-carrier-protein] reductase (NADPH) activity. Gene Ontology annotation, biological process: fatty acid biosynthetic process. The transcript has 11 exons. Lineage: Eukaryota; Viridiplantae; Streptophyta; Magnoliopsida; Fabales; Fabaceae.
GAAAAUUGAACCUCCUCCUCCUGCCUACCUACCCAAACAGAACACAGCCACCUCGUUUGCAUCGCCCGCUCAUUAGCAACACUCUCACUCUCCGGAGCUCCCGAACACACAAAACGCUCCUUUAAAACCCCAAACAACUCCCUCCCUCCCUCAUCGAUUCAUAUUCUCUGGCUUCUUCCAUUUUCUCUUCUCGUUGCCUUUUCACAACGAUCAUGGCUUCUCUCACCGCAUCUAACUGCGCCGCUCUCAGAACCGUUAACUUCGCCGCCGCUAACCGUAAAAUCGCUCAGAUCCGUCAAUGGUCUCCGAUUCUCACCCAUCUCCGCCCCCUCUCUGGUCUCCGAUGCGGAUCCAACCAUUCGUUUAGCUCCUCCUCCUCCGGCGUGAGAGCACAGGUUGCUACUCUGGAGCAAGCGGGAACCGGAGCACCUUCGAAAGUGGAUGCGCCGGUUGUUGUUGUAACCGGAGCUUCCAGAGGUAUUGGCCGAGCCAUUGCGCUCUCGUUGGGGAAAGCGGGUUGCAAGGUCCUUGUCAACUAUGCAAGGUCAUCCGAGGAAGCAGAAGAGGUUUCCAAAGAGAUUGAGGCAUUUGGUGGGCAAGCUAUAACAUUUAAGGGAAAUGUUUCGAAUGAGGAUGACGUGGAGUCUAUGAUUAAAGCUGCAGUUAAUACUUGGGGAACUGUUGAUAUAUUGAUAAAUAAUGCAGGAAUAACGAAAGAUGGUUUAUUGAUGAGAAUGAAGAAAUCCCAAUGGCAGGAUGUUAUUGAUAUAAAUCUCACUGGUGUUUUUCUUUGCACACAGGCUGCCGCAAAGAUUAUGAUGAAGAAUAGGAAGGGAAGAAUAAUCAAUAUUGCAUCAGUUGUUGGCUUGGUUGGCAAUGUUGGACAAGCUAAUUAUAGUGCUGCCAAAGCAGGAGUAAUUGGCCUGACAAAAACUGUCGCAAAGGAAUAUUCUAGCAGAGGCAUCACUGUUAAUGCAGUUGCUCCAGGGUUUAUUGCAUCUGACAUGACUGCCAAGCUAGGAAAUGAUAUUGAGAAAAAGAUUUUGGAGACAAUCCCAUUAGGAAGAUAUGGCCAACCUGAAGAAGUUGCUGGGCUGGUGGAAUUCUUGGCUCUUAAUCAAGCUGCCAGUUACAUCACUGGACAGGUUUUAACCAUUGAUGGAGGUAUGGUGAUGUAAGUCAGUAACGUGUUUCCCUAGCAACCUGAGCUGCUGCUAUACAGUGAUAGGUUGUUUCCUUGCUGAGUUUGCUUAAAAUAGUUAUACUUUGUUGUAGAAUCUUAGUUGAGCUUAUUGAUUAAAUAUCAGGUUAGCAGAAUAGGCAUAUUUCUUAUAUUUUAUGCAAUUCAGCCGUUUCGGAGAUUGGCUUUUCCCGUCUUUGAUGUAUUUUGUGGGGAACUGGCAGAUUUAUGCACUGUGUUUGAUUAUUCUCUGAUUACACGUGAAACUUUCACAGCCAUUAUUUAAAAAGCAUUUUGCUUA